This is a messenger RNA of Frieseomelitta varia, 1268 nucleotides long. Its product is annotated as odorant receptor 4-like. Gene Ontology annotation, biological process: detection of chemical stimulus involved in sensory perception of smell; sensory perception of smell. The record is from RefSeq and is a predicted model, not a curated record. Gene Ontology annotation, molecular function: odorant binding; olfactory receptor activity. Gene Ontology annotation, cellular component: plasma membrane. Lineage: Eukaryota; Metazoa; Arthropoda; Insecta; Hymenoptera; Apidae. The transcript has 6 exons. Bases 11 to 1243 code for a protein of 410 amino acids.
GUCUGCGAACAUGCAUCUCUCGAUGGAAGAUGAGACUGAUCGCAGACCGCGGAACCAACACUACGAGAAAGACAUCGCUUAUGUGACGAAAUACAGCAAGUGGAUUCUGAGAUCUAUCGGCAUUUGGCCAGCAAUGCUCGAAGGCGUGGCAAGAUUUCUACCAAAAUUCGCGAUUGGACUUAGUAAUUUUGUGCUACUGUUCGCCAUCGUUCCAUGCAUUCUGCAUAUCACGUUCGAAGAGAAAGACACUAUAGCCAGAUUAAAAUUAUGCGGUUUGCUGAGUUUCUGUUGUACCUCGUUGAUGAAGUACUGGGCGCUCACCCUUCGAAAACCAAGGAUCAUGGACUGUAUCGAACAGGUGUGGACUGAUUGGAACCAGGUGCAACUACAUGAGGAUCGCGAAAUGAUGCUCAAGUACGGGCGUGUGGGUCGAAAUCUGGCGUUCGUCUGCAUCGUGUUCAUGUACACCGGUGGUACGAUCUAUCACUCGAUCUUACAGUAUGCGAUCGGCACGUUUGUCGACGAGCAUAAUCGUACGAUCAAACCUCUAGUCUAUCCUACAUACAGCACGCUGUACGACGUUCAAAGUAGCCCGAUCUACGAACUAGUGUACGCUCUUCAUUGCAUGUGUGGUUACGUGAUGUAUUCCAUAACUGCCGGUGCUUGUGGACUAGCCGCGCUUUUCGCCACGCACGCCUGCGGGCAAAUCGACAUCGUUAUGUCUCGAUUGAACGAUCUCGUGCACGGUGAACGUAACAAAGCGACAUCCAAUCCAAACGCGCGGCUGAUAGAAAUUGUUGAGCACCAUUUGCGAAUUUUAAGAUUUUCAGCAACGGUAGAGACGGUGUUGCAAGAAGUAUGCUUCCUAGAAUUCAUUGGAUCCACCUUCAUGAUAUGCCUACUCGAAUAUUAUUGCAUAACGGACUGGGAACAAAGUAACACCAUCAGUCUCACAACGUACAUGAUGUUACUAGUAUCUCUGACAUUUAAUAUAUUCAUAUUGUGCUAUAUCGGCGAGCUUCUGAUGGAAAAGAGCAGUAGCGUUGCAUUGUCUUGUUUCAUGACCGACUGGUUUCAUCUGCCGACCAAAAUGAUACACGGUCUUAUUUUAAUCAUUGCUGUGUCAAAUAAUCCAGCGAAAAUUAGUGCCGGCAGAAUAGCUGAUUUAUCUUUAUCCACUUUCGGUGGCGUUAUCAAAUCAUCAUUGGCGUAUUUGAGUUUCCUCCGGACCACUAUUAUGUAAUAGCCCGUUUCUUCUUCUGUCGAUG